ACAGCUGAGGGCCAGGGGACGCGUUCGAUCCGUGGCCGCACCGCACUCCCCUUGUCUGGUGGGGCUGAGCUGCUCCUCUUCCUCCAAAGAUGCCCCGUUAUGAGUUGGCUUUGAUUCUGAAAGCCAUGCAGAGGCCAGAGACAGCUGCAACACUGAGACGCACAGUAGAAACUUUGCUAGAAAGAGGAGCAGUGGUGAGGAAUUUGGAAAACCUGGGAGAAAGAAUGCUGCCAUAUAAGAUUGUAACACAUGAUCAGCAUCACGUCAGAGGAGGGUAUUUUUUGGUAGACUUUGAUUCUUCUCCAAUAAUUAUUACAAAACUAUUGGACCAUUUAAAACGGGACAUUGAUAUAAUCAGAUCUAGUGUUUUAAGACAUCGUAUAGAGCCGACUGAAGAAUGUAUAGGCAUGAUUCCAGUCAAUUAUGUAGAAGAACUACAGAAGAAGAAAUAACCCAAAGUGAUAGUAAUAUUAUUAUCAUUAAUUCAAACUUAACCAUAAGCAUGCGUGAGAUGUGGUAUGAUGUUUCAACCUAGUUUAAUUUGACUACUAUAAAGCCCAUAUCCUCUACUCUUAUUUUUGUUAUUUUUGAAAAUCAGAAAGCUUUUUCUCCCUUGCUUCUCUUAUUUAAAUCUGCUGUGCCCCAAAAAGCUAAUCCUGAUAUUUUUUAGAACUUUUUUCCAAGUAAACAAUUUUAAGAGCAUUUGUAUCAUUUAGAUAUAGCAUUAAUAAAAACUGUAAAAUGUUAAAUGAAAUUGUUGAGAAUUACAAUAAAAUGUUUAAAAAUCAGUUUUAUAGACCAAUCUACAUAGUCUGUUCUCUGGCAUAUUGUUUCCUCCAUUCAGCACAGCUAAAAUCUAAUGAGUUUGAGUUAAUGGAAGUUAAAAAAAAACUAUAGCUUUUUAAAAUUCCAACAGUUUAAAAUGUAAUUUUUAUUUUCAAAACAAGGGAUGAUACUAUCUUGUUAUUUUAUUAUAUUCUUAAAUGUAAUCUCUAUGGACAUCUUAUUUUCUUGCUACAAUAAGUACAUAACAUUGAUAGUUGAAUCAGUUUCAUCAUUAUACCAGCUUUAAAUGCAUUCUCUGUAAAUGAAUUGAUUAAAUAAAGUUGUGACAACUGCCUCAUAUUA
Molecule: messenger RNA, 1128 nt
Organism: Thamnophis elegans (Western terrestrial garter snake)
Lineage: Eukaryota; Metazoa; Chordata; Lepidosauria; Squamata; Natricidae
Gene: MRPS6
Product: mitochondrial ribosomal protein S6
Exons: 3
Coding region: 90-452 (120 amino acids)
Biological process (GO): translation
Cellular component (GO): ribosome; mitochondrial small ribosomal subunit
Molecular function (GO): structural constituent of ribosome; small ribosomal subunit rRNA binding
Source: RefSeq, a predicted model, not a curated record